AGUCUCCGGCCUGCAUAUAAGUGGCGGCGGAAGUGAUGUAGGGUAAGGCCAGGCAGCCUGGCAAAUCCUGCGGCUGUCUGCCGUAGCUCUGAGCUGGCUCCGGGGGGUGGGUCAUCAUGGGUGCUGGCAUGGCUGUCCUCGUCCUCCUGAUCCUUCUUGUGCGGUCCGGGAGCAGGGCUGAGAUGAGCACCGCGGAACCAGAGCCGUCCUCGGUGCCUGUGCCAACCAAUGUUAGAAUUCAGUCCUAUAAUUUGAACCCAACGCUGUAUUGGGACUACCAGAGCAUGCCCCAGACUCCUGUUUUUACCGUAGAGGUAAAGUCCUACGGGCGGAAAACAUGGAUAUAUGCCUGCAGCAAUACAUCUGAUCAUCAUUGCAAUAUUCUUAAUGUUCAUGACCCAGAUCUUCCUAUUUGGGCCAAAGUUAAAGCUAGAAUUGGACAAAAAGAAUCUGCUUAUGUAGAGUCCAAAGACUUUGUCAUUUGCAAAGAAGGAAAGGUUGGACCACCUGAACUAACUGUUACGCAGGAGGAAGACCAUGUCAUUAUUGAUGUGGUUGACCCAAUAGUUCAUGUAAGUGGAGAAAAGCAGGAAGCCAUGUAUGAUGCCUGUUACACAUUAAUGUACAAAGUGUAUGUGAGAGAGAACACAAGUAAGACCCUAAAACAUGACCUUGCAGAAGAUGACUGCCUCUACAGUCUAUGCCAAUUAAGAAUUCCAGUGCCCUCACUGAAUUCUGAGUACUGUGUUUCAGCAGAAGGAUUCUCAAAGGAUUGGGAAAUUACAACUGAAAGGUCAGAAGAAGAUUGUAUUACCAUUCGUAGUAGCAGCAUAAAAGAUUAUAUUUGGAUUCUGAUUAUUGUUGCCUUACUACUCUUUCUAGUAUUUAUCCUAGUAUUUGCAUAUUGUUAUUUUAAGAAGAACCCAUGCAAGAAGAAAAAUAUAAUGUUACCCAAAUCUUUGCUCUCAGUGGUAAAAAGCGCCACUUCAGAGACAAAACCUGAAUCGAAAUACGUGACAUUCAUCACAUCGUAUCAGCCGAUUGCCCCAGAAAACCAGGCGUUGGUCUCUGGAGAGGAGGUGUCCGCAGGGACAGUGCCGGGCGCCAGCACUGAAGGUGGCCGGGGCGGAGAGGAGCACAGCGGAGAGCUGUCCACCCAGACAGAGGCGCUGAUGCCGGAUGCAAGCGGCUCUGACUGGGCGCUGACAGAGAAUUCUUUGCAUUCGAAUAGUAACCAGUCGGAACCCUGCAGUGUAGUCGUAAGCUCCUAUCACUCCCGAAAUGGUUCCGACAGCGGCCUCGUGGGUUCAGACAGCUUCGUAUCCGACUCUGAAAUCCCUCCAAGCAAUAAAACCCAAGUAAAGACAGAAGGCCAAGAGCCUGUCAUCGUUCUGCAGAGGAGCGCCCCCACCUCCUUUGGUUACGAUAAGCCACACGUGCUGGUGGAUGUGCUUGUGGGGGACGGUGGUGGCAAAGAGACUUUGGUUGGUUAUAGACUUACAACAGAUUCCCGAGAAUUUUCUUAAGACUGAGAUGCAGCAUCUUCACAAGGUCUGAUUUUCCUCCUUCGAUUUUGUGAUGAGAUCCUGAGCUCAGACAUGGUGUCUUAGUUGACAUUAACCAAAUGGAGUGACAUGGGUGGACAGAUGCGGAAAGAGCCUGUUGAUACUGUCAUGUUCUGUCUGAAAACUACAGAGACUCUUUAAAAACAACCUAAACCCGCUGUGGCUUCUGGGCCUUUUAAUCCGGGGGGUUAGCUGUAAUCAUGAAUACUCUCCAGUUAGCGCUGCUUCUUCCUGUGAUAACGAGAUACUUCAUUCUCAUCGCUCCAAGAGACUAAUGGGUUUUUUUGUUUUUUUGUUUUUUGCCUUUCUGCACCUCAGUAUAUUUCUUUUUGUAAGUGUAUAUGUAUGUAUGUUUUUUAUUUUUGUUUUGUUAAACAUCUGUAUUUUGAGACAGGGCCUUCCUGUAUUUCCCAGGCUGGCCUUGAACUCCUGGUCUUCCUGCCUCCGCCUCCUCAGUGGCUGGGAUUACAGGCAUGUGGCACUACACCUGCUGUAUAUAUUUUUAGUGCCUCAUUUUGGAAGAAACUGAAAGCUGUUCAAAAUUAAAUUUAAAACCUAAGUGUAUACUAAUAGAUACAGUAUAUAAGUAGAAACAUAUACAGAUUUUUUUAUGGACUAUUAUACUUAGUUAUUUUGAAAUAAAGUACUUUAAAAACUUA
Heterocephalus glaber (naked mole-rat) is the source of this 2224-nucleotide messenger RNA. RefSeq names its product interferon gamma receptor 1 (gene Ifngr1). The record is from RefSeq and is a predicted model, not a curated record. Gene Ontology annotation, biological process: type II interferon-mediated signaling pathway. NCBI's taxonomy places the organism in Eukaryota, Metazoa, Chordata, Mammalia, Rodentia, Bathyergidae. Gene Ontology annotation, molecular function: cytokine binding; cytokine receptor activity. Gene Ontology annotation, cellular component: plasma membrane.